CCUCCUCCUCCACCUCCUCCACCUCCUCCACUACCUCCUUCUCUCCUCUUCCUCCUCCUGCUCCUCUACCUCUUCCUCCGUUUAUUCUCGACGCGGUUGCGGCGACUACGUCUACGUUGACGGCCGAAGCUUCCGUGGCUUCGCUGACGGCGAUGAUGGCGGUGUCUUCGUCCUGCUUUUCACUUGGACGACGGGCCCACUUACGAACGUUUUUAACGUUCUGCCGCACCGUUAAAACGUCAAACUUUAUCACGAAAACAUGAUAUCUCUCGGGGCGAGCACGAUGGAAGGGACGGGUGAGAGAGAGGAACCGAGACCACCACCGCUCUCUUCUUUGCCAGCGACACACUCGAUGACGUCAUCGCAAGCGGCCCAAGAUGAAACUCGAUAGAAAGAAAAGAAGAUAGAAAAAGAGCUCAGAACGGCACGAAAUUCGGAUCGAAACUGAACAGUUUUCUACGCGCUUUUAAUUCUCAAUGAUUCCUUAACGUGACUGUUAAAAGUAAAAGUUCGACAUUCUUCUACGAAAGUAUAUCAAUCUUUUAGAUAUUGAAAGAUGUCAUCUGUUCCUUAUGUGUCCAGAGUAAAUCAGCUAGAUGCCAUGUCACUAGAUGAUGAGAUUAAUAAAGUUUUUGAAAAUCAGAUAAAAGAAAUCUUUAAAUUCUGUCCACCUGGUAAAAUGGAUAAGUGGCAACCGGAGAUCAAAGUUAUUCUUAAAAUUCUCAUUUGGAAUUUUUCCUUGAGAUACAAGAAUCAUACAUUUGGACAACAGAUGCUUGAUCUUCGUUAUGACAAUUUAAAUAAGUUCAAAUCUAUUUUGUACUUAGCUUUUAAACUCCUGCCAAAUUAUAUUAAAGAUAGAUUAAUUGAUAAUGGUAUGAUAUCAAAUCACAAAAGAAUGCACAAGUUGAAAAUAUAUGUACAGUGGAUAAUCAGUUUGGUACACUUGCUGGAAUUGAUAAAUUUAAUAAGUUUUUUACAUCGUGGAACUCAACCUCUUUUGAUCGAAAGACUAUUAAACAUUUCAAGUGUUUCUGUAAAUCGACAUAAGCCAAGAACCAUUGGAUAUUCUUAUAUGACAAGAGAACUUCUUUGGCACGGUUUAAUGGAAUUAUUUACAUUGGGAAUACCUAUGUUAAACUAUCAUUAUUUAAAACAAAAGAUAAGACGAUUUUGGUAUCAUAGUAAGAAAGAUGGAAUUAAAAAAACAUUUCCAAUUAUGAAUGAAUCUACUGUCUGUGCUUACUGCAAGGAGAAACCUAUUUUACCAACGCAUGCUGGUUGUGAACACGUUUUCUGUUAUUACUGCUUGGGCGCAAAUUUUACUGCAAUGAAGAUAUUUCUUUGUCCAGAAUGCGAUACCGAAUUACACGACUGUGAUAUGAAAAAUUAUAUUGCCGUUUCUAAUCCACCAUUUGAGGAUGACAAUUUGCAGUGAUUUUUCCAAAAAUUGGUGUACGAUACUAUGUAUAUGAAUUUUUGUAUAUAUUAAAGAUGUUCAUUAACUUUCGCUCGUAGCAUAUGUGACUUGGGAGACAUCUAUGAAUAAAAUAUGAACUACAAAGAUAAUAAGGAAAUACUGUCCUCAUUAUUCGACUAUUGAAUGGAUGUAUAAGCUUGUUUAAGUUAUAUCCUUUUGACAUAAUUAAAAUUGUAUAUAAUAAUAAUAAUUGAGUUUGGGUGACAGAAA
Vespa crabro (European hornet) is the source of this 1690-nucleotide messenger RNA. It is a transcript of the gene Pex2, whose product is annotated as peroxisome biogenesis factor 2. Gene Ontology annotation, biological process: protein import into peroxisome matrix. Lineage: Eukaryota; Metazoa; Arthropoda; Insecta; Hymenoptera; Vespidae. Gene Ontology annotation, molecular function: zinc ion binding. Bases 557 to 1438 code for a protein of 293 amino acids. The transcript has 3 exons. Gene Ontology annotation, cellular component: peroxisomal membrane. The record is from RefSeq and is a predicted model, not a curated record.